UGAUCCAAUGUUCUAUCUUGAUGGCUAAUCUUCAUUUCUAAGUACUUAGAGAGGGUCAAUCCAUAUAUAUGGCCAGAGCGUGCCUAAAGAUCAUACAAACCUAGCUAGUAGCCAGCCAGCCCAGAGAACUCUAGAUCGUCACCAAUGGUGGUGAUGGCCCCAAGGACGAGAAAGCUCGUCUGCACCGUGCUACUCCUCCUCACGCUGCUCUGCUUCCAACUCCACUCGGCUCGUGCCCACGGCGGCAUCGACCACGGUGAUGGCGACGAAGACCAAGACCACGAGGGCGCUCCGGCGGUGGACCGGUCGGUGCUCCGGUCCAAGGGCCUCAUCGCCGUGAAGGUGUGGUGCCUGGUAAUCCUGCUGGUGGGCACCUUCCUGGGCGGCGUGUCCCCCUACUUCUACCGCUGGAACGAGGCCUUCCUCCUCCUGGGCACCCAGUUCGCCGCCGGUAUCUUCCUCGGCACCGCGCUCAUGCACUUCCUCGCCGGUUCUACCGCGACCUUCAAUGGCCUCACCAAGAACCCAUACCCAUUCUCCUUCAUGCUUGCCUGCGUCGGGUUCCUCCUCACCAUGCUCAGCGACGUCGCCAUCGUCGCCGUGACCAGGCGCGGCCAGAGGAAGAACCAGGUCGACCAAGAGGGCAUCAAGGAGGAGGGCGUGGACGCGUCGUCGUCGGUGGCGACGGCGGCGCAUGGGCAGCAGCACCCGAUGCUCAUGACGGCCACGUCGUCAUUCGAGGACGCGAUCCUCCUCAUCGUUGCGCUCUGCUUCCACUCCAUCUUCGAGGGGAUCGCCAUAGGCGUCUCAGCAACGAAGGAUGAGGCGUGGAGGAAUUUGUGGACAAUCGGGCUCCACAAGAUCUUUGCGGCGGUGGCCAUGGGCAUUGCGCUCCUGCGGAUGAUCCCCAAGCGCCCUUUCCUCAUGACGAUUGUCUACUCGUUGGCUUUCGCUGUGUCUAGCCCACUAGGUGUCGGCAUUGGCAUCGCCAUCGACGCCACGGCUGAGGGCUUGGCAGCCGAUUGGACAUACGCCAUAUCUAUGGGGAUCGCCACGGGAGUCUUUGUAUAUGUUGCUAUCAAUCACCUCAUGGCCAAGGGGUACCAUCCACAACAGCCAAACUACUUUGACAAGCCCAUCUUCAAGUUCCUUGGUGCACUCUCUGGUGUAGCCGUCAUGGCUGUUGUCAUGAUAUGGGACUGAUCAUCCCUCGGUUAAUUCUCGAGCCUUUCGGUUUUGAUUCUUUGGCAUGCGGGCAUGCAAACAAUGAUGUGAUUUCAUGUUGGCCUUGGUGUGUGGCAAUGUGCAGAUAUGUAUUUAAAUUGCAUAUGGUACAUGUUCGGAUUGAUUGUGUGAAUGUGUAGUCAUGUGGAUGCUAAUCCACUGUUGAGCU
Molecule: messenger RNA, 1393 nt
Organism: Lolium rigidum
Lineage: Eukaryota; Viridiplantae; Streptophyta; Magnoliopsida; Poales; Poaceae
Product: zinc transporter 1-like
Exons: 2
Coding region: 145-1203 (352 amino acids)
Biological process (GO): zinc ion transmembrane transport
Cellular component (GO): membrane
Molecular function (GO): zinc ion transmembrane transporter activity
Source: RefSeq, a predicted model, not a curated record